ACGAAUAGAGGUAUCUCAUAAUUUAUUUUGAAUUGCCGUAUCUUCACUAUGACGUGAGAGAACUUAAAUUGGAACACGAUGACUAACAGUCUAUGUAGAUUCACUUACGCUUUAAAGCGUACGUACAGAACUUUGAUGCGCGAUGUUCGUCGAACAACUUUCCUCUCGAGCUUCGAGCGACACUACAGUUCGGCACUGUACAUUUCCGGUAAUAAAGCUUACAAAGCGUUCGCGUAUCUGUCUCCGUAUCUGGACUUCGAUGAAAGAUUUGCCAAUGUGGAUAAACUGCGGAAGAAUCUAGCAUCGCGCGGGAUGGACGUGGACAUAGAUCAAUUGAAGGAAGCUUGGAAUUUUUAUAUAAAGAUGAUCGCCGACAAAUACGCGUUAGAGGACCACAAUACGGAACUCGUCGAUCGCGUGAAAAUCCUGCAAAGCGCCGAGCAUACUGCCGAGCAGAAGCAGGAGGUGCACAAGUUGCGUACGCAGUUAAGGAUCAUACGGCAAGAUGUAAAGACGAUGAAGCAAGCGAUCUGGGAUCUGGAAGAAGACGUAAUAGAAAGGGUAUUGAAGUUGCCAAAUGAGUUGGAUCCUAGAACGCCUGUUGGCGAAUCGGUGGUAAUGAAGAGCGUCGGCAGCGCGACCAAGAUGUCAGAGGAGAAUAGGAGGAGUCACGUCGACAUUGGCACGAGCCUCGACCUGCUGGAGUACAAGAAUCCUAUUUGUUAUUAUUUAAGCAACGACGCGGCCUUGUUUGAGCUCGCUACCUUGGCGCACGCGGGCCGAGUUCUCGGUGGGAACGAUAUGGUCAGGAUAAUCGGUACGGAUUUCAGCCGCAGUCUCCUCGUGGAAGCGUCCGGUUUGAAUCACGAGGAUCCUAUGGCCGCAUUCGUGAUACAGGAUCACAACGAGGUCGAGAGAGGCUCGCCGAAUCGCAUGCAUCUGGUCGGCGGCGCAAGCUUGAUCUCUUUCCUGGCGUUGCAUACGAAGCAGCUGAUAAAUCCCAAGCAUUUCCCGCUCAAGUACUUCGCCACCGGCAGACAAUACACGCCGCAAAAUUCGCACGCCUCUGGUUUGUUCGCGGCGUGUCAGGCUUCUGUGGCGCAUGCCUUUGUCGUAGUGAAGGACUCGAAGGGCGAAGAUUACAGAACACUGUUCGAGGAACUUUUGGAGACCGUAUGCGGGUUGUACGACGAUCUGUGCGAUCACUACCGCGUCGUUAUGCGAUCCGCGUCCGAAUUACAAUCCUGUGAGGAAAUGCGCGUAUCUUUCGAGAUGUGGUCGCCGUUCUUGAAUCAGUACAUCGAGAUCGGUCAUAUAUCAACAUACGGUGACUAUUUAAGCAAACGAUUACUGAUUGCCUAUCAAACGCCCACCGGCAGGGGCUUCCCCGCGAUAAUAUCGGGCACUGUUCUCUCCGUUCCGCGUCUCCUAGCUUGCCUGCUCGAACAGAAUCCCGAUAGGUUCGUGAUUCCACCAAAGAUUGCUGAAUUUGUACUGUCAAACGAUCAUGUUGUAAAUUAGUAAUAAAAGAAAUUUUUGAUAUUGCUUUA
This is a messenger RNA of Temnothorax curvispinosus, 1550 nucleotides long. Its product is annotated as serine--tRNA synthetase-like protein Slimp. Gene Ontology annotation, cellular component: mitochondrion. Gene Ontology annotation, biological process: seryl-tRNA aminoacylation. The record is from RefSeq and is a predicted model, not a curated record. The transcript has a single exon. Bases 79 to 1521 code for a protein of 480 amino acids. Lineage: Eukaryota; Metazoa; Arthropoda; Insecta; Hymenoptera; Formicidae. Gene Ontology annotation, molecular function: serine-tRNA ligase activity; ATP binding; tRNA binding.